Synchytrium microbalum is the source of this 735-nucleotide messenger RNA. RefSeq lists its product as uncharacterized. The record is from RefSeq and is a predicted model, not a curated record. Gene Ontology annotation, biological process: spindle assembly. The coding region runs from base 1 to 735 and encodes 244 amino acids. Gene Ontology annotation, cellular component: cytosol; HAUS complex. The transcript is spliced from 6 exons. Lineage: Eukaryota; Fungi; Chytridiomycota; Chytridiomycetes; Synchytriales; Synchytriaceae.
AUGCUUAAAGCGUCAUCAUAUACCGCUACGCAAUUGCGUUCAGCAGGCGACAAACUUCUGAAUAUCAUAAAUGGUACUGGAUUUAAUACUACAAAACUUUCAAAGCCUGCUCAAUUAAACCUCGAGCUGCUUUCUUCAUUGGCAAACUCACUAUCUUUGACGGAAGUCCAAGUUGGCAGCUAUGAAACUGCCCUAUUGAAUCUAAUGAUGGAAGAAGAGUCAAUACAAGAAUCGAUUUCACGGUUGUCCCAUUUACGGAGUGACUUGGAAAAGAAUUUAAAGAAUCUAGACGCUGAUUUGGACUAUCUUACAAGGCAUGCGAGAGCGCAUGCACAUUCGAACUUCGAGACUAAACAAUCGUCUUCCAACGGUUUAACUAGGUGGACGAGCUCUCAUCAAUCUAAACGUGAUACUGAGCAGCAGACAGCCUCAACAUGGGAACACAAUGUAUUACUUUUGCAUCAGAAAUCUGAAGAGUAUACAGAACGACUGGAAGAACUACAGAGAGACUGGACGGAAGAAGAGGAAUCUGUCCGUGUUCCAGUUGUUCAAGACCUAGAACGAGAGCUAGAUGCAAUUCAGAGAGCUUAUGAGAGUGAUCUCAGACUGCUGAAGAGUUAUCAAGAUCUUCCACCUGACAUCACUUUGGCCAAGAUCAAACUUGGAGAGAGGGAGAAGCAAUUAGAAAGUCUCAUUGGAGACAAGACUACAUUAUUGAACCGAGCAUUUGCGUAA